UUUCUGUUGUUUUCCUCUUGCAUCUAGAUAAAUUGGUCUGAUUUUUAGGCUUAAUUCCAAUUUCUAGUAAUGUGUUUCGAAUCCUAUCGUGUAUUCCAAUGUGAUCUUAAUAAAAUUCAGUUGAAAAAAAAAUUACAAAUCGCAAAUUUGUUCCUUUGUUUCCUACAAAUGAUCUCAAUCAAAUCAAACAUCCCGAUUUGAGCUAGAAUCGAAUUCGAGUUCUGACUAUUGAGAAACUUCAGGCAGAUCGAAAUCCGAUUCAUCAUCAUCUUCUUCUCCGCAUCGAUCGCUCUUCUCAUCGUACAAAUCUGGUGAACUUUUGCUUCAUAGAAAAACAUUGGUGUGCGUCUCUUUGAUGAGUUUUGGAAUGGGUGUAGUGGAAAACAUGGUGAACACAGAGUCAUCGAAAGUUAGUUCAUUGAGCAAAAAGCCAAACGUUGUGAAGACGAAAGAGCGAAGAAACUGCGCUCUCUGCGUGGCGAAAAACGGAGGAGAGAUACCUUACAACUACGAUGGGAACAUAGUUUACCCAAAGAGCUUGAUCUACGAGUGUGGCCCUCUCUGCAAAUGUCCUCCUGCUUGCUACCUAAGAGUCACGCAGCGAGGGAUCAGGUUCAAGCUCGAGAUCUUCAAAACAGAGUCGAGAGAUUGGGGAGUGAGAUCUCUCAGCUCGAUACCUUCGGGUAGCUUCAUAUGCGAGUACGUCGGCGAGCUUUUGGAGGAUAAAGAAGCUGAGAGAAGAACAGGGAACGACGAGUAUCUCUUUGACAUUGGGAACAAAUACGACAACACUUUAGCUGAAGGGAUGUCGAAGCUAAUGCCAGGGUUGGAGAAAGAGAAAGAAGAAGAAGAUGGUGGUGAGACGACGGGGUUCACCGUCGACGCUGCGAAGAAAGGGAACAUCGGGAGGUUUAUAAACCAUAGCUGCUCGCCGAAUCUGUAUGCGCAGAACGUGUUGUAUGACCAUGAAGACAAGAGGAUCCCUCACGUGAUGCUCUUUGCGAUGGACAAUAUACCUCCGCUUCAAGAACUCACUUACCAUUACAAUUACAUGAUCGACCAGGUGCGCGAUGUUAACGGUAAUAUCAAGAAGAAGAUUUGCUACUGUGGUUCUUCUGAGUGUACCGGUAGGCUCUAUUAA
Messenger RNA from Thlaspi arvense, 1141 nucleotides. NCBI's taxonomy places the organism in Eukaryota, Viridiplantae, Streptophyta, Magnoliopsida, Brassicales, Brassicaceae. The record is from the annotation of a GenBank genome assembly.